AUUGAUUCGCGAGUGAUGUUGUGUCGCUGUUCCCUGGCAACAAGUAUGACAAGUAUCAUGGUAACUCUUUCGCAAGAUGGCAUGGAUAUGGUCUUUAAAGUGUAUACGUGUACGCUCUUUUACCGAACAAGGUCCAGAAAGUAAGAUCUGAACACGGAUUGAUGACAUAACAUUCGGAGACAUUCGGAGCGUAUACAAGUAGGCAACGAUGCUGUUAACCAUAUGAUUAAUGAAAUUGUCAUUACAUACAGUUGGACGGCAUGGCAGGCAGAGCUUUUCACGUUAAAGUACAGCUAGAUGUACACGCGAUAACGUGUCCUGGCGUUUGGUUGUGUCCCAAUGGCAAAGUGGCUCUGCGAAUCAACGUUUUCGAUUCUUGUGCGGAAUCCCACGCAAUAAGCCCGAUUUUCCCACUUUUGUUCCAUGACAAAUUUAUCUUCGAUAAAAUCUUUGCUCGAAUAAUUUCCCUAACGGAGCUGCAAAACACUUUGGAGCAAGAAUUUUUAUAUACGGAAUUGAUACAGUGGGCAACGCCAGCUAGCCGAGGCAUUACUUUGGCAACGUUUGAGACAAAUUUGGCAGAUUUGCUAUAUCCCGCACCCUGUUUCAAAGGUUUACUAGCCGGUGUGGACAUUGACCUUCUAAUGGAGCCGACUAAAUACUUUCCCGGUAUCAUAGCACCCAAAAUCGAGGUCUCCACCAAAACGAUUGUCGAGGAAAUCUUGGGCUUCUGUGACACAAGUAUGAGUAAAUGUUAUGUCAUCAAUCCAAAAAUGAUUAACUCUAAGCAAACGGCGUAUGGGCAAAGAAAAAGACCGAUUAAAGGUAUUAUAAGACAACGAAGAGUGUGUCACGCUAAAAGUAAACCGAGAUCUCAAAGCUGUCGACCGUAUCGUCAGAAAUCAAGCGAUUUUCAUCAAUGUCCUUCGUAUCCUUCUACAAAUCAUCAAGCAGAAUCGCAAAUUGAUCAGUUCAAUUGUUACCACUCAACUUUAAGGAGAAAAUCUAUAUGCACUUGUCGACCAGAUUUCUCAAAGUUAGCCGAACCCACUGUUAUAUGUGACAAUACCCAUAUUACAGACAAUUGUCCAGUUUGUUUCAAAUAUAAUUGUUAUUUUCCCAAAUACUAUGACGAUUCUGAUAUAGUUAAGAAAUGUGUUGACAAUAAGCAAAGAUAUUGCAGAAAUUUAUCUGAUAUUAGAGAGUGUGAUUAUAUUUGUAAAAAUGACGUAUUCGACACACAAGAGGAAGAGGCAAUGCCAUUAUUACAAUCCAAAAUCGAAAAUCGUCAGAAAACUAAAACUAAAGAAAAAUGUGUUGUGAAAUACGAUCCGAAAUGCGAGUACAUUCGAGAUUACUCUUCGGGCCAUGGAUUUUACAAGAAUUUGGAAAAAUUUUACAAAAGGAUGUAUAAACAAGCAAAAAUGCGUGCGCAAGAAACUGAUAAUUGAUGCGAAAAAUAUUGUCAUCAUUCAGAUCUUUUUCUAAUAUGAUUUUUAUAUCAUAAAAAAUUAUAAAAAA
Molecule: messenger RNA, 1521 nt
Organism: Wasmannia auropunctata (little fire ant)
Lineage: Eukaryota; Metazoa; Arthropoda; Insecta; Hymenoptera; Formicidae
Product: spermatogenesis-associated protein 6
Exons: 7
Coding region: 261-1451 (396 amino acids)
Biological process (GO): spermatogenesis
Molecular function (GO): myosin light chain binding
Source: RefSeq, a predicted model, not a curated record